Messenger RNA from Rana temporaria (common frog), 1387 nucleotides. RefSeq names its product gastrula zinc finger protein XlCGF7.1-like. NCBI's taxonomy places the organism in Eukaryota, Metazoa, Chordata, Amphibia, Anura, Ranidae. The record is from RefSeq and is a predicted model, not a curated record. Bases 347 to 1240 code for a protein of 297 amino acids. The transcript has a single exon. Gene Ontology annotation, molecular function: DNA-binding transcription repressor activity, RNA polymerase II-specific. Gene Ontology annotation, biological process: negative regulation of transcription by RNA polymerase II.
AAGGAGGGCCUCCACAUACCCCCCCCCCCCCAUAUGGGGUCUGAACUUAGACAAGAGGGUCAGUCAGAGGUCACAUGACCCAGUGCCUAGGCUUGUGGUAGUGUAAAGGGCACGCCCCUCCCAGUCCCCAUUGGCUCCUGCUCUUCUGACAAGGCUGUGUAAAUGUAGAAGUGAUCUGGGAGGAGGACCAAAGGUUCUUUGAUGGGGGAAGAGUGCCAGCUGGUUGGGACCUCCACAGAGAACAUCUCCUCACUCAUAUCUACCUGAUCCAGAUGGAAUCUUGAUGGAAGUGAACUAACCCUCUCAUAUCUAUUGAUGAUGUUUUUCUAUUUUUUCAGGACACGCCAUGGAGAAACCCUCAAAGGAUCGUCUCACUUUAUCUCCAGGUUGUAAAAUGGAAGAUGAGGACAUCACCGGAGAUUGGGGAGGAGAAAAGACAAUGAGCUCCACUAUGGAUGGAGGACUUCACAGUGUGGAUAGACCAUGGAGUCCCUCUGACUCUGAGGAACCUCAUACUGAGGGGGACGGUGCGGGAAUUUCGGGGAAGGAGAAAUUUCCCUGUCCUGAUUGUGGGAAACUUUUUUCACAUGUGUUCAAUCUUUCCAGACAUCAGAGAUUACACAUAGGAGAGAAACCCUAUUCCUGCCCCGAGUGCGGGAAAUGUUUUUCACAAAAGUCCAAUCUUUCCAAACAUCAGAGAUUGCACACGGGGGAGAAACCAUAUUCCUGCCCUGAGUGUGGGAAGUUUUUUUCGCAGAGGACCCAUCUUAACAGACAUCAGAGAUUGCACACGGGCGAGAAGCCAUAUGCCUGCCCCGAGUGCGGAAAGUGCUUCACACAGAAAUCUGUACUUGUUAUACAUCAGAGAUCACACACAGGGGAAAAGCCGUAUUCCUGCCCUGAUUGUGGGAAAUGUUUUUCAGAUAAGCCUAUUCUUUCCAGGCAUCAGAGAUCCCACGCUGGCGAGAAGUCGAACGCCUGUCCCGAGUGCGGGAAAUGUUAUAUGCAUAAAUCAGACCUUGUUAAACAUCAAAAAUCUCACACGGGGGAGAGGCCACAUUCGUGCCUUGAGUGCGGGAAAUGUUAUAUGCAUAAGUCAGAUCUUCUUAAGCAUCAAAGAUCUCACACGGGGGAGAGGCCAUAUUCAUGCCCUGAGUGCGGGAAAAGUUUUUAUGAUAAGCCCAGUUUUUAUAGACAUCAGAGACUGCACACGAGCCAGAAGCCCGAAUGCCUCUCCUGAUCAUUUCCCACAGAAAUCUAAUUUUGUUUUAAAGCAAUGAUCUCACACAGAGGAGAAACCAGUUAUAAACAAUCCCCCAUAAUGACAACAUGAGUUUGAAAUCUUUGAAAAUGUAUAAAAAAAAAAAAAAUCCCAUGUACAUAAGUA